Colletotrichum phormii is the source of this 1078-nucleotide messenger RNA. RefSeq names its product mitochondrial carrier domain-containing protein. Gene Ontology annotation, molecular function: FAD transmembrane transporter activity; ATP transmembrane transporter activity; coenzyme A transmembrane transporter activity. The transcript has 3 exons. Gene Ontology annotation, cellular component: peroxisomal membrane. Gene Ontology annotation, biological process: transport. Lineage: Eukaryota; Fungi; Ascomycota; Sordariomycetes; Glomerellales; Glomerellaceae. The coding region runs from base 103 to 1068 and encodes 321 amino acids. The record is from RefSeq and is a predicted model, not a curated record.
UUAAAAGUCGAUAAUACACCAUCGUCCCAUCUAUCGAAGCUUUUCCCACGAGCUUACACUACGACACCACACCCAUCAUCCAUCCACUCAACCUCAACCACAAUGUCGAAGCCAGUGCUCCCCCAAAACGACAAUGUCGCCCACGCCCUCGCCGGUGCCGGUGGUGGUCUCCUCUCCAUGGCCCUGACCUACCCCCUCAUCACCCUCUCCACCCGAGCCCAAGUCGAAUCCAAGCGCGCCGACUCGGCCUUCCUCACAGCCGUCCAAAAGAUUGUCGCCCGCGAGGGCGUCUCGGGCCUCUACUCGGGUCUCGAAUCCGCCCUCUUCGGCAUCAGCGUCACCAAUUUCGUCUACUACUACUGGUACGAGUUCACCCGCGCCUUCUUUGAGGCCGCCGCCGAAAAGGCCGGCCGCGCCUCCAAGAAGCUCACGACCGUCGAGUCCAUGAUCGCCGGCGCCAUCGCCGGCUCCGCGACCGUCAUCAUCACGAACCCCAUCUGGGUCGUCAACACCCGCAUGACCACCCGCGGCGGGAACAAUGCCAACAAGGGCAAGGAAGCCGGUGCUUCCACCGAUGAAGAAGCCCAGGUUGCGAAGCCCAAGAAGGCGCCCUCGACUAUUGGCACCCUGCUUGCGCUCAUCAAGAACGAGGGCCCCCAGGCGCUCUUCAACGGCGUCAUCCCGGCGCUGGUGCUCGUCAUUAACCCGAUUCUGCAGUACACCCUCUUUGAGCAGAUGAAGAACACGGUCGAGAAGAAGAGGCGGGUCACGCCGACCAUUGCCUUCUUCCUCGGUGCCGCGGGCAAGUUGUUUGCGACCUCGGUCACGUACCCGUACAUCACGGUCAAGAGCCAGAUGCACGUCGCCGGCAACGGCGAGAAGAAGGAGGGCAUGUCCCAGGCUAUUAGCAGGGUCAUCCGGGAGGAGGGCUACGCCGGUCUUUACAAGGGCAUCGGCCCCAAGGUCACCCAGAGUGUGUUGACCGCCGCAUUGCUCUUCGCCUUCAAGGACGUUCUCUACGAGCAGACCGUCAAGCUCAGGACGAUUGCCGCCAAGAAGCGCGCGUAAAUCACGUCAA